Molecule: messenger RNA, 2630 nt
Organism: Phlebotomus argentipes
Lineage: Eukaryota; Metazoa; Arthropoda; Insecta; Diptera; Psychodidae
Gene: ath
Product: ATP-dependent RNA helicase DHX33
Exons: 7
Coding region: 54-2144 (696 amino acids)
Biological process (GO): positive regulation of transcription by RNA polymerase I
Cellular component (GO): intracellular anatomical structure; nucleolus
Molecular function (GO): ATP binding; RNA binding
Source: RefSeq, a predicted model, not a curated record
AGAAACGUAUUUGACAGUAGCGAAAUGAAAACAAAGCUCACGUGGGUGCGAAAAUGAUCCCAAAAUCUGGUUUUUCCAACAAUUUUCACGCUGGAAAGAGUGAAAAUGGCCAUAAAAUCCAUAUCAAUAUCAAGAGGAAGAUGAAACAGAGCCCCGGAGGAGACGGAGAAAAGAAGUUCCGGAUGGACGUGGUGCCGAAGAAAUCGGGAGUGUCUUUGCAGCAGCAGAGGCAGUCUCUGCCUCUUUUUCCCGUCCGAGAGAGCAUUAUUGGACAGAUUCGGAUGAAUGACACGCUGAUAUUCCUGGGAGAGACUGGAUCUGGAAAGAGCACGCAGAUCCCUCAGUACGUGCAUGAAGGUGGCUUGACCAGGAGUGGAAUGGUAGCUGUGACCCAGCCGAGAAGAAUAGCUGCUAUUACGGUGGCCCAGAGAGUCGCGCAGGAGAAAUUCUGUCAAGUGGGAGAACUUGUGGGCUACACAGUUCGCUUUGAGGAUUGUUCUUCCGAUGCGACAAAAAUCAGAUACAUGACGGACGGAUCUCUACUCAGGGAGGCCAUCAGAGACCGUCUCUUGCUGUCCUACUCAACAGUAAUCCUUGAUGAAGCCCACGAGAGAACGGUUAACACGGACAUUCUCUUCGGCAUUGUUAAGGAAGCCCAGAAAUUGAGGCGGGAAAUGAAGAAAAACCCUCUGAAGAUAAUCGUUAUGAGCGCCACAAUGGAUGUGGACCACUUCUCGGUGUACUUUAACGGCUGUAAAAUCAUUUACCUUGAGGGAAGGACGUUUCCCGUGAAGAUUCAACAUAUAAAACGGAAUGACCACGAUUACGGCCAAACAUGCCUUAUCACACUCUUCGACAUUCAUCGGAAUGCUCCUCUGGACCACGAUGUGCUGAUUUUCCUCACUGGCCAGGAGGAGAUUGACGCGCUGGCUGAGCAAGUGAGGUCCAUCGCCAAGUCUGCUGAGUUCCAUGACUCGCCAAUGAAGGUUUUUCCCCUCUACGCUCAAUUGCCGCAGCACAAGCAGCUGGAUGUGUUCAAGCCUACUCCGCAGGGCGUCCGGAAGGUCAUUCUUGCCACUAAUAUCGCCGAGACUUCGCUGACAAUCCCCGGAAUUAAAUAUGUCAUUGACAGUGGAGUUGUGAAGCAGAAAGUUUACAAUUCAGUGACUGGCAUGGACACUCUGAAGAUCGUGAAGAUCUCUCAAGCGCAGUCCUGGCAGAGGACGGGCAGAGCCGGUCGCGAGUCUGAGGGAUUCUGCUACAGAGCUUACACAAUCAAUGAAUUCAAGAACAUGAGCCUCAUGACGACCCCUGAGAUUCUCCGGUCCAAUCUCGCAACAACAGUCCUCCAACUCCUCGCGCUCGGCAUUGAUUGCAUGAAUUUUGAUUUUAUGGACAAACCAUCGAGGGAGUCAUUAAAUAGUGCCAUAAAACUUUUAUAUGAAUUGAAAGCUAUCGCAUCAAUUGAGAGUCCAAAGCUAACGGAGGCGGGCAGGAAGAUGAGUCAAUUUCCCUUGGAUCCGCGCUUCAGCAAAAUCCUGCUUGAGGCCAGCGGCUACGGUUGCCUGACUGAGAUGAUCACGAUAAUCGCUGUGCUGUCGGGUGAGAAUAUUUUCCACAGCAGCACAGAUAAGAGGGACCAAAUUCUAGUGGCCCACAGCAAGUUUCUGUCCAAGUAUGGAGAUCACCUCACCAUUCUCAAUGCCUUCCGGGAGUUUUUAGGCGCUGAGAACCCGAAAAUGUGGUGCUUCAAACACUUUCUCAACUACCGCAAUCUCAUGUAUGCGGCCGAAGUGAGGAAGCAACUUCAGGAGAUCUGCAGGAGAUGCAAUCUGGAAGAGUCCAGCUGUGGAAGUGAUCUGGAUCAGGUACGACGGUGUCUUCUUGUCGGGUUGUUUGGCAGCGUGGCUGAGCUGCAGAGGGAUCAGUUGUAUCUGACACUGGUGGGCAGGCAGAGGGCGAAACUCCAUCCGAGCAGUGCACUGUGUCACAAACCACUGGCCGAUUAUGUUGUCUACACUGAUCUGGUGGCCACGGAGCGUGCUUACCUCAAAUUUAUCACUGUCGUUGACGCCGAGUGGCUGCACGAUGUGCCAAAUGCCAGUAAAUUGCGACGCUACUCCACCACUGGACAUCUAAAGUAGCCUGGACUAGCCCCAGAGGCUGGCGAAAAAACGAGCCUGUUAAUUUGGGAUGGCGUCUAAUUAAAAGUGCGGAUUACCAGCAUUUUAUCACUGUACAUUUCUCUGGCUCAUGUAAUGUAAAUAUUUUUUAAUUUACUACACAACACUGUGAGAUAUUUUCAAUUUAUGGCCAUUCAUUGUUUAAUUGGAGGGAGUGACGCUUUUUGAAAAGCACCUCCUUCACCACCCACUCGGCUUUUCGGUCAGCGCAGUGACGCUUUGUCCGUAUUCACACUGCUAACAAGAGAAAUUAGUCAUGAUUUCCAUUGGAGUUGGGGUUUUUGGGGGCGAUGAAAUUUAUUGACGAGAUGAAAUUUCUUCACACGCGGUAAGUUUUCAAAUAAUUUCAACUCAUUUAGGCGGAAUGGGUGGAAUGCGCUCGAGAUGGGUAUCAGAGUUGGGGUGAAAGUUUACAUUUCGUAUGGGAAUAUUGAAGAAAGUGAGAUA